Arctia plantaginis is the source of this 600-nucleotide messenger RNA. Lineage: Eukaryota; Metazoa; Arthropoda; Insecta; Lepidoptera; Erebidae. The record is from the annotation of a GenBank genome assembly.
AUGCACAGCCGUAAACACUCGAGAAAUAUUGACUGCACGGAUGCCGUAGUGGACGGCGCAGAAUCGUGGGUAGAACUCAACUCUGGCGGCGGACUGGCCGCCGUAGAGAAUGAGUACAUCAGACUCCUGAGGGAGGCUCAGCGUGAAAGCCGGGACUCCUCCGUGAGACACUCUCGAGCGUCCAGCGUUAAAGGCAGCCCAAAAUCUCCACCCAACAGUCCAAACCUGGAGCCCUCUACUGAAGACGAGCUGAAAGGAGUAUAUAUCAACUGCUGGAGGGAUGACACCAACGACUGGGUGUGGGAAUGGAGCAGCAGACCUGACCAGCAGCCGCCCAAGGACUGGAGAUUUAAACACCCUGUGAGCGCCCGUGGUCCACCUUCCGCCACUUCCUCUAUAGAAGUGUUAGAACAACAACUAGCAGCGCCUGCAAUCCAGCAGAGCCACUGUCUGUCUGUCCGCCGUACGUGCCUCUUCAGCCGGGGGGCGAUUGCAGCUGUUCUGGUCACCAACAUCGUGUCGCUCCUGCUUGGAGCUGGUAUUGGAAUGUGGCUGAGCAAGCGCGGCAUGUUGCCGCCCAGACUGAUUGUGAUCAACUGA